Molecule: messenger RNA, 3137 nt
Organism: Humulus lupulus (European hop)
Lineage: Eukaryota; Viridiplantae; Streptophyta; Magnoliopsida; Rosales; Cannabaceae
Product: G-type lectin S-receptor-like serine/threonine-protein kinase B120
Exons: 7
Coding region: 226-2811 (861 amino acids)
Biological process (GO): protein phosphorylation; recognition of pollen
Molecular function (GO): ATP binding; protein serine/threonine kinase activity
Source: RefSeq, a predicted model, not a curated record
UACCUAAAAACUUUUCAAAGGUAUUAUGCUGGUCUAUCUUCUCGCCUUCCUUUAUAGGCAGUCAGAUUAUUAUUAUACAUGCAAUUGCUUAAAGUAAACAAGGCCCAGCAGCAAGGGCCGCCAUUGAAAGCUCUUCCCUUUUGAUUUUCGCACCGUUUAACCUCGACCUCGAUCUUUAUUUCUUCAACAUUUCAAUUUUCUUUUUCUUGCUCAUGCUCGGCAACAAUGACCACGCUUAGCCAAACUCCUUGUCGUGUUUUAAGAAUUUGGCUUGUCGUUUUCGUUGUCUCCUCCUUUGCUCUGCUUUGCUCCGCCAUAGAUACCAUUUCUCAAGGCCAGUCUAUACGUGACGGAGAGAGCUCCUCCGGGAACCUAGUGUCCGCCGGGGACAUAUUUGAACUGGGCUUUUUCAGCCCGGUGAAUUCCACGUCACGGUUCGUCGGAAUUUGGUACUGGAACGAUCCUGAGAUCACGGUGGUUUGGGUGGCGAACAGAGAAAAGGCUAUCCCAGAUAGGAAAGGAAUUCUCACACUCGAAAGCGAUGGCAGUUUGGUGAUUUAUGACGGUAGUAAUAAUUCAAUAUGGACGAGUAACAGUAACGUGUCUUCGGUUGUGUCGAAAAACAUAACAGCGAAACUUUCUGAUGAUGGGAAUCUUGCUCUUUCAAAUGGCGAAAGUAGUUCUUAUUGGGAGAGCUUCAAUGAUCCAACGGACACUAAUUUGCCUGGCAUGAAAGUUGAAGUGAGCGCUGCAAAAGGAGUAAACAGGGUCUUCACUUCAUGGAAAUCUAUUAAUGACCCUUCACCAGGGAACUUCACUAUGGGGGUUGACCCUCGUGGGUCGCCACAGAUUGUGAUAUGGGAGGGACCAAAUCGACGGUGGAGAAGUGGGCAUUGGAAUUGGCAGAUCUUCCUUGGUGUACCAAACAUGACAGCUAAUUUGUUAUAUGGGUUUAGGCUAGGCAAUGAAAAUGGUACGCAGUUCUUCACUUAUGUUACUUCAGAAAAAAACAAUAAGUUGAGGUUUCGGGUCGAGUGGAAUGGAUUCGAAAAGCAAUAUAUGUGGAGACAGGCCGAUAACAAGUGGGAUCUUUUGCAAUCGCAACCUGCUGAGACCAAUGACUGUGAGCAUUACAAUAAGUGUGGGGAAUUUGGUGUUUGUAGCUCAUGGGAAUCGGUCAAGUGCCGGUGUAUGGAGGGGUAUCAACCUACUAGUCGGGAAGAAUGGAACAAGGGAAAUUGGUCUAGUGGGUGUACGAGGAAAACACCAUUGAGGUGUCAGAAAAGCAUAAAUGGAACAGAGGGGGAUGGUGAAGAAGAUGAAUUUACUGCGCAGAGAUGGGUAAAGUUGCCAGACUUUGCUGAUUUGGUUCGGCUACUUCCCCCUUCCGCGGCGGGUUGUAAGGAUGAGUGUCUGACGAAUUGCUCUUGUAUAGCUUAUGCAUUUGUUGAUGGAAUUGGGUGUCUGGUAUGGACGGAAACCUUGUUGGAUGUCCAACAUUUUCAACGAGGUGGAGCUACGCUGAAUAUUCGUCUUGCUCAUUCCGAUCUAGGUGAAAGGAGCAAAAAAUCUACCACUUUGAUAAUUGUAUUGACUGUUCUGGGAGCAGCUCUCUUAGGCUUUAUAUGGCUAGUGUGGAGGUUCAGAUAUAAACUGAAAGUUUUGCCAACCUCUUCUACAAUGCCCUGGUCGAGGAGCAGUGAAAUACCACCAUCUUCUGAUGUGUUAAAGAGCAAAGAAUAUUCGACAGAACUUUCAGGAUCAAUUGACGUUCUGACAGAUUGCCCUCAAGGCAGCGGGCCAGAAUUACCAUUGUUCAGUUUCAAUUUUGUAGCAAUCUCAACAAACAACUUUUCUGAAGAAAACAAGCUCGGACAAGGGGGAUUUGGACAUGUCUACAAGGGUAAGCUUCCAGGGGGACAUGAAAUAGCUGUAAAGAGACUUUCAAGAAAAUCAGGACAAGGCGUGGAGGAGUUUAAGAACGAGAUUAUCCUUAUUGCGAAACUACAACACAGAAAUCUUGUUAGACUUUUGGGAUGCUGCAUUCAAGGAGAAGAAAAGAUGUUGCUCUAUGAAUACAUGCCUAACAAAAGCUUGGACUUCUUUCUUUUCAAUCCAGAGAAGCAAGCCCUACUCAAUUGGAAUACUCGCUUUAACAUAAUCGAAGGGAUUGCAAGGGGACUCCUUUAUCUACAUAGAGAUUCAAGACUUCGAAUAAUUCAUAGAGACUUAAAGGCUAGUAACAUUUUGCUGGAUGAAGAAAUGAUCCCCAAGAUUUCAGAUUUUGGCAUGGCAAGAAUAUUUGGAGGGAACCAAAAUGAAGCGAACACAAACCGAGUUGUUGGCACAUACGGUUAUAUGUCUCCUGAAUACGCAAUGGAGGGUCUCUUUUCGGUCAAGUCAGACGUAUAUAGUUUUGGGGUUUUGUUGUUAGAGAUUGUGAGUGGACGAAGGAAUGUUAGCUUUCGUAAUACCGAUUACUUGAGCCUUAUUGGAUAUGCAUGGCAUCUGUGGAAUGAAAGAAGACCAAUGGAAUUGCUUGAUCCCUCUAUUGCAGACACAUGUUCCCGGAAUAAUGAAGUGCUAAGAUGCAUACAAGUAGGAGUAUUAUGUGUGCAAGAUUCUCCUCUUCACAGACCGACCAUGUCAUCGGUGGUGUUAAUGUUGGAGAGUGAAAAUGCAAAUCUUCCAUUGCCAAGAGAACCAACCUAUACUUCAUUGAGGGGCUCUAACGAUACAGAUUUUUGCUCGGAUGGCCCUGAGUACGCAUCCUUAAACGAGUUGACUGUUACAAUGGUAGAUGGGAGGUAGUGAUUUAAAAAUAUUUCUUGAAAUAUAAAAUGUAGUUCAUAUGUAUAUGCCGUUUUUGUUAAGAAAACUUAUAUUAGUGUGAGGUUUUCAUUAGCUAUUCAUUAGGUCCUGUCUGUGUUUCAGAACUGAAGAAAAAAAAGGGGUUGGAGAUUGAGAUUGAAUUCUGAAACAGAUUCAUAUGUAUAGGGAACUGUUCUUUUCUUUUAAAUUUUGAUUGAUAAUUAUCUGUAUGUAGGAACAAGUUACAAAAUCAAACUUGUAUAUAAGAAAGUUUUCAGCAGGCUUGAGAAGCUGUGUUUGGAAUUAAUUUGGCUCCGUAUUUGAUC